This is a messenger RNA of Gracilinanus agilis (Agile Gracile Mouse Opossum), 1723 nucleotides long. It is a transcript of the gene ENO1, whose product is annotated as enolase 1. The record is from RefSeq and is a predicted model, not a curated record. Gene Ontology annotation, cellular component: phosphopyruvate hydratase complex. The coding region runs from base 113 to 1417 and encodes 434 amino acids. Gene Ontology annotation, biological process: glycolytic process. NCBI's taxonomy places the organism in Eukaryota, Metazoa, Chordata, Mammalia, Didelphimorphia, Didelphidae. The transcript is spliced from 12 exons. Gene Ontology annotation, molecular function: magnesium ion binding; phosphopyruvate hydratase activity.
GAGGGGUUCUUUGGGGUGAGCUCGCCCAUUUAACGCUCCCUCCUGGCGUAGGCAGACCCCUCGGCCUCUCUUCUCUGAGUUCGUCGGUGGAAACCGUAUUCAGAACCUCAAGAUGUCUAUCCUCAAGAUGCAGGCAAGAGAGAUCUUUGACUCUCGGGGAAACCCCACUGUUGAAGUUGAUCUCUACACUUCAAAAGGUCUCUUCCGAGCUGCUGUACCCAGUGGUGCAUCUACUGGUGUCCAUGAAGCCCUGGAGCUCCGAGACAAUGAUAAAACCCGCUACAUGGGGAAAGGUGUCUCAAAAGCGGUUGAGCACAUCAAUAAAUCUAUUGCCCCGUGCCUGAUUAGCAAGAAACUGAAUGUUGUGGAGCAGGAGAAGAUUGACAAAUUGAUGCUAGAAAUGGACGGCACUGAUAAUAAAUCUAAAUUUGGUGCCAAUGCCAUCCUGGGAGUAUCUCUGGCUGUUUGUAAGGCUGGAGCUGCAGAGAAAUGUGUCUCCCUGUACCGCCACAUUGCUGAUCUUGCAGGCAAUGAAGAAGUUAUCCUGCCAGUUCCGGCCUUCAAUGUGAUCAAUGGUGGCUCCCAUGCUGGUAACAAGCUGGCCAUGCAGGAGUUCAUGAUCCUCCCUGUUGGGGCAUCAAGCUUCAAGGAGGCCAUGCGCAUUGGAGCUGAGGUCUACCACAACCUGAAGAAUGUGAUUAAGCAGAAAUAUGGACAGGAUGCCACCAAUGUAGGGGAUGAGGGUGGCUUCGCUCCUAACAUCCUGGAGAAUAAAGAAGCUCUGGAGCUGCUAACGACUGCUAUUAGUAAAGCUGGCUAUACUGAUAAGGUGGUCAUUGGCAUGGAUGUUGCUGCUUCAGAAUUCCACCGAUCUGGGAAAUACGACUUGGACUUCAAGUCCCCAGAUGAUCCCAGCAGACACAUCUCCUCUGAGGCUCUUGGGGACCUCUACAAGGGCUUCAUCAAGGAUUAUCCAGUGGUGUCCAUUGAAGAUCCCUUUGACCAGGAUGACUGGGAAGCUUGGACAAAUUUCACUGCUACUGCAGGCAUCCAGGUGGUAGGGGAUGACCUCACUGUGACCAAUCCCAAGCGUAUUGAAAAGGCUGUGGAUGUCAAAGCCUGCAACUGCCUUCUGCUCAAAGUGAACCAGAUUGGCACCGUGACUGAAUCUCUCCAGGCGUGCAAGCUGGCCCAGUCCAACGGGUGGGGAGUCAUGGUUUCCCAUCGUUCUGGGGAGACUGAGGAUACCUUCAUUGCAGACCUAGUGGUGGGUCUGUGCACUGGACAGAUCAAGACUGGUGCCCCCUGCCGAUCUGAGCGCCUGGCCAAGUAUAAUCAGAUUCUUAGAAUUGAGGAAGAGCUGGGUGCCAAGGCCAAGUUUGCUGGAAGAAACUUUAGAAACCCUAAGGCACAAUAGGCUGCCUGUGCCUAGGAGAGCCCAGAGCUAGCUUAGCAGGCACCAAUCACCCAAGUAGAUGUCUGCCCCAAGCACCAGACCAGGGCCUGUGCUGCUUACUGCUCCUCCUCCUCUCCUCCAUGUCCCCCUGCUAUGUUAGAAGUGUCCUACCAGGCUGUACCUGAUCCCCCAGCACUGCUGGAAGCCCUUACUCUGUGACACCCCCAGCCCUUUGUGGCCACGUGUGGAGCCAUGUACUUGUCAUUGCAGGCCAGAUCCUUAGUGAAUUUUAUGUGCAGAAUAAAAGUAUUCAGUAACCCGGUGAAA